CUCUUGCUGCUCAUGUGAUUGCCGCUACCGUAUAUACAUAGGUAUGUACAAAUACCCCGCUUUUUUCUAUCGUCUCUUACUCCAUCUACUAUUGUAUGCACGUCAUUCUUUUGGCGCAUGCAAUUAGCUGCUUUCGACAUGUUCCUCCUCUCGUAUGAAUUUUUCCCCCGUUGACCCUUCGCGCUUUGCUUGGAAGGUUGACGGAUUGUAUCCUUCAAAACGCGCCACCUACAAUGACAAGAUCCCCUCUCUGCCAAGCAGUACCGGCUGGCUGAUGAUGCGGGUAAUAUACGUUUAUCUCAUAAUCAUCGCAUCCAUGCUUUUGUCGUCCCUGGUGUUUGUGCCGUAUUUUACUAAUCGCGAUUCCUCAAACUACAAAUGUCGAAGAUUACUAUUCUCUCGAACUUCAUAGAUUGUAUGUGUCGUGUUUAGAACAGUAUGUCGCAUGGAGAAGAGUACCUUGGCUGGUUAGUAGCUUACUUUGACUGGUAGAGGAAUCCAGAAUCCUUCGCUACACUGCGGGGUACGACACAGAUAUUUGACUUUGCUCGUAUUCGAUGACUCCGUAUUCGUGAACACAAGCUUCGAGAGACCUAUCUGCGCAGUCUAUAUAUCAUCAUUCCAGCAGUGAAAUUAUACAAAAUGUUAUGUCAGCGUUGCAUUACAUCUUUGCAACUGGCCUUUGCAAACCUGUCUCCUUCCACACACGACCCCAACGCAGACGAGUCCGGUGUCGAACACCACGGAUCCUUCGAUGAACUACAUACUUCUGUCCUCCGAGGUUGCUUAGUGUGCCGGGCUUUCUGGAACUCCAUGCUACAGACGUUUGUUCUGUUAGCAGCAAUGGAUCAUGUCGGCUAUAAGAAAGACUUUACGAACACCGGUAAAGCAUCAUCCGAUAUUGCAGAAAACAUAGCGCUGGAGUCUAGCCUUUUAAAACAGCAUGAUAUGAUGACUUCACCAAUCAUAUUGCGCUUGUCCUGGGGUAGAAACACAGAGUCGGGACGUAUUGUGUUCGGCACAGAGGACUUCUCUAAUCCCAAUUAUCAUAAUUGUCGUUUCUUCUUGGAGCCAUUGGCCGAAGGACAUAGAAUCUCUAAGAAUGGAGUGCUUGAUCAUUGGACCCCCACACUUUGGAAUCACUGGUUGCAUACAUGUUUGUCAUCUCACAAAACAUGCCGCGCGCCGGACAAUACAUCGCAAUCCUUCACCCCCGAUAGACUGGUAAAAAUAAACAGUAAAAACAACGGCGCAUCAUUCCAAUGGAGUAUUGCACUUCGUAAGGAUAUAGGCGAUGUCCCGUAUUUAAGUCUAAGUCAUUGUUGGGGCUCCUCUGGACAUACUAGUCUAACGACUGAAAACUAUACUCGAUUCUUGGAACCCAGCGAGGCUUCCGAGCUACCAAAGACAUUUCAGCAUGCGAUAAAAGUGUGUUUUUCCCUGGGGUUUCAAUAUAUCUGGAUUGAUUCGAUAUGCAUCAUCCAGGACAGUUUACAAGACUGGGAAACCCAAGCGUCCAUGAUGGGUUCAGUAUAUGCGAAUUCCCGCUGCAAUAUAGCUGCGGCUUCCGCCUCAAAUGGAAACGAUGGAUGCUUCCCAUCAGAUGAAGACAGAAUGCCCACAGUGUCUCUUGGUAGCAGAAAUCCGAAUGUCUACAGCAUUACUCCAUACUACACUUACGACAGUGAAGUGCGCAACGCCCCACUCAACAACCGAGGCUGGGUCACACAAGAAAGAUAUCUUUCCAGACGUCAGAUACUUUUUGCAACGAGCCAAGUCUAUUGGGAAUGUAAAGAGCUUGUCGCGUCUGAGCAUCUUCCCAUGUAUGACCCCUCUUAUGCGGUAGACAGAGAGGCGGCACUUUCAGAAAAGCCGGACUGGACAGCAAAAACAACAGAAAAGCAUAGAGAAUCUUGGAAUGAUUUGAUUCGUUAUAGUUCGAAAUGCAAAUUCUCCAGGAAUUCAGACAAAUUGAUUGCAAUUGCUGGCCUGGCGGAGCAGAUGAGGAGUGCGAUACAGGACAAGUACAUCGCUGGGAUGUGGGAGAAGGACCUUGUUAAACAACUUCUCUGGGAGGUGACAGCGAUCGGGCCCCGCUCUAGGGCGUCAACUUACCUGGGCCCGACCUGGUCUUGGGUGAGCAUUGAUGCGGCAGUGAACCCAGCUUUAUGGUAUCAUUAUGACAUGGCGUGGUCCCCUACAAUUGAAGUCAUACAUGUAAAGGCCCCGUCCACGCAUGCCUCAGGCUUACAUAGCUUCAAGAACUGUCGGCUUGUAUUGCGAGGGCUUGCUUUUUGGGCUUGUCUCACCAACAAUACUGAAACUAUGGAGAGGCGCUAUGCGUACUGUCAAGCAGAGAUGAAUUUCCAUAACGAAGAACCUACCAAACAUCACGAUGGACCUCACGAUCCCAGUCAGCAAUUUUCGCCCUUGAUUACCUGGGAUGAGAAAUUCGUGGAAAACGAGGUAACGCCUGAAGAAUGGCAAGCAUUUCAAAAAGAGAGAAAUUCAACUCAUCUACUACUAAUCGUAACACUUCGCGGAGUAUACGGCGUACAUGGUAUACUUCUUAGAAGACAGAUCGAUUCUUGUGGAAAGGAUCAAUACGUUAGAGCAGGAGUUCUUUGGGUGAAUAGGGAAAGAUUUUAUGGGUUUCUGUGUGAUAAGAUUGGUCUUCCAUAUGAUGACCACAUCGGAGAGAGCUUCAGUCUCGACGACCCUAAAUUAGCAAAGUUCGUACAUACAAUCACCAUGGUGUAG
Messenger RNA from Periconia digitata, 2760 nucleotides. The record is from the annotation of a GenBank genome assembly. Lineage: Eukaryota; Fungi; Ascomycota; Dothideomycetes; Pleosporales; Periconiaceae.